UCUACGGCUUCCGGCUACUCGGCUGGACCUGAACCUGUUUGGAACUAUUGAGGUUGGAGUCCCCCGACCAGCUGGACGCCGAGCCCCCCCACCCCCCGAGGUGAGGCGACCGGGCCUGCAGGGACAGCCCGAUGAGAAAAAGUGAGGCCCCAAGGAGCCCACAGUCCUACAGCGAGGAGAAGCAGAAUCGGGAAUCAAACCCAGACCUCUGCAUAUUUUCUUCUUACAAUUUGGGAGAAGACCCACUGGCUGGAUGGCAGCUGUAGAUGACUUGCAGUUUGAAGAAUUUGGUAAUGUGACCACUACUCCAGCAGAAAACCCAGAUGCCACUACGAUAAAUAUUGAGGGUCCUGAUGAAAGCCCGAUGCACCAGCCAGGACCCCCAAGAGGCUCAGGGGGAGAAGAGGACGAUGAGUUGCUGGGAAACGAGGACUCCGACAAAACAGAGUUACUUGCCGGCCAGAAGAAAAGCUCCCCCUUCUGGACAUUUGAAUACUAUCAAACGUUCUUUGACGUAGACACUUACCAGGUCUUUGACAGAAUAAAGGGGUCCCUUUUGCCAAUACCAGGAAAAAACUUUGUGAGGUUAUAUAUCCGCAGCAAUCCAGAUCUUUAUGGCCCCUUUUGGAUAUGCGCGACAUUGGUCUUUGCCAUAGCAAUUAGUGGGAAUCUUUCCAACUUCUUAAUCCAUCUGGGAGAGAGGACCUACCAUUAUGUGCCCGAAUUCCGAAAAGUGUCCAUAGCGGCCACAAUCAUCUAUGCCUAUGCUUGGCUGGUUCCUCUCGCACUCUGGGGUUUCCUCGUGUGGAGAAACAGCAAGGUCAUGAACAUCGUUUCCUAUUCGUUUUUGGAGAUUGUGUGCGUCUACGGAUACUCACUCUUCGUUUAUAUCCCCACAGCAGUGCUGUGGAUUAUCCCCCAGAAAGCGGUUCGUUGGAUUCUAGUCAUGAUUGCCCUGGGCAUCUCAGGCUCGGUCUUGGCGAUGACAUUUUGGCCAGCUGUCCGGGAGGAUAACCGGCGCGUUGCACUGGCCACGAUCGUGGCAAUUGUGUUGCUUCACACGCUGCUUUCCGUGGGCUGCUUGGCAUACUUUUUUGAUGCACCGGAGAUGGACCACCUCCCCACAGUGACAGCUGCUCCAAACCAAACAUUUGUAGCAGCCAAGGCCAGCUAAAAAGGAAAUUCUCUUUUAUGUGCUUUGGAGUGUGUCUCUCUUGGACGUGGCAUCUCCUGCAGGAAAGCAGCGGGAGAGCUGAUGGGAUGGCGCCACCCUCUGGCAUCUGUAAGGUGUCACACUGAAGCCCAGUCACCUAAUUCAACAGUUAAUUAAAUGUUGUUCAGUACCUGUGUCUUUCAGCUCUUCUUUCUCAACUGUCGAUCAUCCUCGGGACUAUACACUGAUUUGGAACGAAAUCCGAGGGAACGUGGUAUGUGUGCCUGUCAUUUGCCUCUCACUGUCACGUGACGUGCUCCGCGUGAGGUCUGCUCUUAAUACGUGACAUGGAUCUGUCCCAAACUCCUGAUGUCUUUGUUCUGAAUGGUGUACAGAUGUUCCUCUAAGGUGAUCUUCUCCUCUCCAAAUGCUUGCCGUCCUAAAGUGGCCAAACUGUAUAAACUUUGGUUCAGGUUCACUGGGAGCCUGAACAUUUGUCUUUGAUGACCUGACACUGGGCUACUGGUAAUUGUUGCAAAUAAAUACCUCAUAGAAUGUCUGUCUGCA
Molecule: messenger RNA, 1720 nt
Organism: Suricata suricatta (meerkat)
Lineage: Eukaryota; Metazoa; Chordata; Mammalia; Carnivora; Herpestidae
Gene: YIPF1
Product: Yip1 domain family member 1
Exons: 11
Coding region: 254-1174 (306 amino acids)
Biological process (GO): vesicle-mediated transport
Cellular component (GO): membrane; Golgi apparatus
Molecular function (GO): small GTPase binding
Source: RefSeq, a predicted model, not a curated record